Apis laboriosa (Himalayan honeybee) is the source of this 1150-nucleotide messenger RNA. Its product is annotated as protein CROWDED NUCLEI 3-like. NCBI's taxonomy places the organism in Eukaryota, Metazoa, Arthropoda, Insecta, Hymenoptera, Apidae. The record is from RefSeq and is a predicted model, not a curated record.
AAAUGAAUAUUUAAGGAGAGAAUUGUCAGAAUAUCCAGAAAAUCGUAACAGAAACAUGAAUAAUUACUUAUCUUCAAGUCUUAGUCAAUUAACUACUGAUGUUAUUAAUUUAAAAGCUAAGCUGAAAGAGAUGCAAAAGUUGAAAAAUUCUGUGGAUGAAAGUUAUAAAGAUGCUAUUCGAGAAUAUCAUUUAAUAGUAAUGGAACAAUUUACUGAAUUAAAACAACAAUUGCACGAAGCUCGAAUAAAAAACGAAGCAUUGGAUCAUAGUGUAGCUGUAAUAGCUAAAAAAUUGGAACAAAUCAACCAUGGUAAGGUAAGAAGUAAAAACUUUGUUUAUAAAAUGAAAAUCAUAAAAUAUAUUUUAAAGAAUGAGCAAAGUAUAGAAAUGGAAGAACAAUGGAUAGAUAAAAUAAUGACAAUAUGUGAACAGUUUGAUUCAUUUACAAAAGAGAAACACAAAGAAUUACAAUUAAAAGAUUUACUUGAAAAAAAAGACAUAGAAUUAUCAGAGAAAGAUACACAAAGAAAAGAAGAAAUUGAAUUGUUGUCUAAGAAGAUACAUGAUUUAGAAAUGAAAUUGGAAAUGAAGAUUAAAGAUGAAGAUAAAUUACAGGCAAUCGUAAUUGAGCAAUAUACAAUGAUGAAAGAAGAAUUAAACAAAAUGAGGACUGAAAUGGAUUAUGAAACUCAAAAAAAAAAUCAAGAUUUGAUGUCUCAAGUUUUUGCUUUAAAAAAAGCCAUUUCAAAACUCGAAAAAUCAAAAGAGAAACUUGAGAAUGAUUAUGAAAAAAAAUUGUCAUAUAUAAUUAAGAACAAAGAUAUGGAAAUAAAAACAUUACAUUUGCGACUGCAAAAACAAAAAAAUGAAUUAUGUACAUCUCUGAAUAUAAAAAAACAAAAUGAAAUGGAUAAUAUUGUUUCUGCAUUAGAAAAACAGUAUAAAACGCUGUUAACAGAAACAGAAACAAUUUCUGAAAAUAAAACUCAGGAAUAUCUCAUGAAAAUAACUAUUCUUGAAGAUCAAAUAUUAAAUAUGAAGAAAUUCAACUCGAGUUUAUAGAAUAGUGAAUCGCGUAGUUUAUAGUACAUUACAAUUAUAUCAAUUGUAUAUUAUGUUUCUUCUUAAUAAAAAAUAUAAAAAUAUGUA